AUGGUGAAUGCUAUGAAAGGAGUUCUUGUCGAAUGUGAUCCAGCAAUGAAGCAAUUCCUUCUCCACUUGGAUGAAACUCUUGCACUUGGUAGAAAGUUUAUUCUUCAAGAUCUAGACGAAACUCAUCUGUUCAUAUCAUCAGAUAUAAUUGAUACAUUACAAGCUCGUGUGGAUGAUUUAAUGGACCAACUUAGUUUUCCAAUACAUGAUAAAGGACUGUAA
Molecule: messenger RNA, 222 nt
Organism: Vanessa tameamea
Lineage: Eukaryota; Metazoa; Arthropoda; Insecta; Lepidoptera; Nymphalidae
Gene: Tfb5
Product: Transcription factor B5
Exons: 2
Coding region: 1-222 (73 amino acids)
Biological process (GO): nucleotide-excision repair, preincision complex assembly; transcription by RNA polymerase II; nucleotide-excision repair
Cellular component (GO): transcription factor TFIIH holo complex; transcription factor TFIIH core complex
Source: RefSeq, a predicted model, not a curated record